Messenger RNA from Phytophthora nicotianae INRA-310, 414 nucleotides. RefSeq lists its product as hypothetical. Bases 1 to 414 code for a protein of 137 amino acids. The record is from RefSeq and is a predicted model, not a curated record. Lineage: Eukaryota; Oomycota; Peronosporomycetes; Peronosporales; Peronosporaceae. The transcript has a single exon.
AUGGCGCCAAUUGUGCGUCGUUUGAACGAAAAAUCAGGCGAAAGUGAGGGCCUUGAACCUCACGGUAACGACAAAUACGGUGCCUAUUCUACGGCGGCGCUGCACGAAGCACUUCGAGCCAAGGGAUAUCAACUGAGGUACCUCAACAACAUGGCGACUUUCAAUUGUAGCAAGAAGAAGUGGUUUAAGAAGGUGGCCCGCUCCAAGUACAAGCAUCUCAUGAUCAUUGGUAGAGCAAUGGGUCAGAAGAAAGGGACGUGGCACUGUAUUGCGCGAGCUUUAGUUCGUGACAAACACUACUUCAUCGACUCCGAUGAAUUCGUCUACAAGGCAAGCACUGAGGAGGGAUUGCGACAUUUCUUUGCCGAGGUUGAUGGUGUUUAUGCCAUCGAGCCAAGUAAUCAAUCAAAAUAA